AUGACUGUCGACACUACCCAAAACGUAAAGAAAAAGAAUGUCACGAACCCAGCCCCUUCACGAGCUUUAGGGAACACGUAUAAAUCCCCCGUGAAGAAACGCAUUACCAGAAAGGAGCGCCAGAAGACGAAUUCCUACGUUCGGCAAGCGCAAAAGGAAAGCCUGGCUCUCAAAAUGCAGCAAUUGAUACAGUCUGCGCUACCGGGUCGGGCGGUCAGUGUGGAUAACGACGUCCACAUGAACAUGGACAUGUUGCCCUCUGACGCAUGUAUAACUCCCGACCCCCCUUCCAAGCCCACCGACAAUCACACAUCCAAGCAGCCAGUUGAAAAGAAGAAAUCCAUCCUUACGACCACGAAGAGGAUGAGAGAGCACGACCGAUGGCAUAGACUUAUCCCCCAACUCGCCGCCUGCUACCUACAGUAUCAACAAGGUCGCUACCGUACACCCAAGAAGGACCUUGUGGAUGGCCGUACAUUAGAGCAAAAGGCUCCAUGCAUCAGCCAGUGCAAAUCCAUGAAGGCCAAAACCUUGCUGUGCCUGCUAUUCGACCGAUGGGAAUAUGCGACCUUUACCCAUUGUCGAUGCAAUCCGAUAUCCACCGUCCUCCUGUCCCAUGGCUUCUUCCCAUCUGGUCCUGCGCAGCCACAAAUCGCCAUUGACCUAGACCUACUCGACUACUACGAAGCUCUGUUUCAAGCGUCGUUUAUCGCCGACAACGCCAUUGCCGCAGCUCAGAACAGUUUCUACAGAAAGAGGGGGUAUGUUCUUACGAACAGGCAACACCCAGUGAGUACCGACCAGAAGAAUUGCGUCCGCGCUGAAAUGAAUACCCACGGACAGGGACAAAUCGUCGACGAUCCCUUCAGGAAAAGUCUUGGGCGAGCCAGGGUCUGGUAUGCCGUCCUCAAGCAGCAUAUUGACGCCGAGAUAGAGAGUGCCAUAUGCAAGGCGCAACAGGAAGUGGAAGGCCAAAACCCAGGCGCCGCUCCCGACGACGCUCCCGAAGCGGCAGCAACUCCCGACGUGGUGAACCCGCCCCCCGCCCUUAGCCAAACUCCCGCGCCUGCCCAAACUCCCGCGCACAUAAGAACUUCUUCCGAUCCCGCUGGGACCGGAGCAGGUGACGUGGGAACCGGAGACAGCGCUUCGCUGUUUGCCGGACAGGAGCCCCAGCAACCACAGCAACCACGGCGGGAGUGUGAUAGGUACUUGCAGAACAUAUGUGCAGCGUGUUUCGGUGGUCAGCAAUUCGGCCGUCCCUUCAACAUAGGAUGUGACAUACAAGUUGCCACGGACGCCAACUUCUCCCAACGCCACCUCCGUUCGGUGGGCACCUGUUCCAAAAUUUUCAAGCGCCAACGUCUUAUUCCUAAAGAAGAGGUUGAUCGAGUUGGGGAGCUGAUAGAGAGAGCCCGUAAUGGUGAGCGCAAGGAGCGUGAGCCUGAGGUACCCGACGAAGCAAUCGACAACUGCCAAAGCACUCACGAAGCAGGGGAUGGCAGCAAGGCAAAAACCAACAGCGACCAUUUCGAUGACACAGGCAUGGCCGCCCUGAUCUGCCGCCACGACAUCCCUAUCUUCAUUGUCAACAUCGAUACGCCUGGAGAGCAGCACAAAUACGCGCUGGCGAUGGUCACCCGACUCCUCACCCUUCUACCCUCAAAUGCUACUGUCGGUGUCUUCUACGAUGUUGGGUGUGUGGUGGACAGAAGCUUGAAACAGUACGAGAUCCUCCUGAAAGACGUAACCGACCGACUGCGCUGGGCUACAAGCGCCAUGCACGCAUAUGCGCACCAAUGGUCGUGUCAGCUCGUCUACAACCCGCGUAUGGUGAAGGGAGCAGGCACAUUUGAUGGUGAAGGGGUGGAACGAUACUGGUCAGGGUCACGGAAAUUGAUACCACUGACGCGGAUGGCUCUGGGAGAGCGAAGGCUGUUUUAUCUAGAGUUGCAUGCAGCUGCCACGGCAGCCAAGCUCCACGAAGAGCUCGGAAUGUGGAUACGUAGGCGCCUGAAGGAUGGCAUACCGUCCCACGAGGAGGAAGCUGAGAAGUGUUUGGCGGGGUGUAAUUAUUCCGAGACGCAGUUGAGAGAGCAAUGGGAACUUCAGAAGCAGGCCCAAUUAUCUGUCCGUGCUCAUGCGCCCCAACGCCUCAAGAAGGAACUCGACACCGUGCUGCGGCUGCACAGAAACAUGGACAUGGUGGACAACUGCCUCGAAGACGCCCGUGCAACCCUCGGCUCCGCCAAAGGCUCCGACGUUAACAAGACAAUCGAGGCUCUUGAAGACAUGAAUGGCAGGUUAAAGGCCAAAGCAGAGCAGCUCUACGCGUCGCUGAAUGUUGCGGAGAUGUUUCCCCAACUUGAGGGGAUCGACCUAGCAUUCGUUCAAAAGCUGCUCCUCCUCCGCGAUCUCAAAAUUAACAUCCGGAAGCGAGCGGUGGGCAAUUUCUUCGAAUGGGAACGGUUGCAUCAGGCCGCAGGGGGAAGGCAUCAGGCGCUAGGCACCAUGUCGAAACGCACGCCAGCCCUUCUCGGGGAUAUCCGACUGUUUAACCGCUAUUGCACCGAAUUGAAGGAGAUCUACAAAAAGGAAUGGAACCUACCGCUUCCCAGCCCACUUACCGAAAAUCUAGUCACCCUUCGGGACGAUCCAACCCUCUAUGAAGAUGUCUGGAUUACGGUCAGCCCAGAAGGCAUACCACCGUGGCUUGGUGAUCCUGCAGUGCGAGAAGGUAUUCGAGGACUUCAUCGACGAGACCGCGCCCAGGAAGAAAGAAGGAGAAUUGGGGUGGAAGCGGAUAACAUGUGUCGGUGGUUUGGGCGCGAAUUGAAGGCGCUUGACCAUGCAAUCAGCGACCCGGCAAGUACGUAUUCUGGUCCUCCUAUUUCGUUCGCCCUUUCUCUUCUCUCCCAACCGCCAUGCAUUAGUGCAGCGUUGACAGUCCAUCCGACAGAUUCCCAUCUCCAAGAAGUCCUGCACCUUUGGCGGGACGCGCACCUCCAACUGAAACAUCGAUGGCGCACCUCUCUUGUUUCCGAUGUGCGGUACCAGUCACACAUAGACUCCUCGACGUUGGGCGGCCACCCGCGAUUCACAUUUCUCCCUCCAGCGACAAUCCCCGCCCAGGCCAACCAGGCGAAACCCCAAGUUCCGAACGACCUAGAACACUCGUUACCCCCAUCAAGUCACGGUCCAGACACGGCAGGGUUGGGCGCCGCAGUUGAGGAUAGUGACGAGGAACCCGAGGAACUUGACGACGAUGAGCAUGCCAACGAAGAUGCGAACCUUCCCCAUGACUCGUCAAAUCCACUCCGAGCACCUGACCCCAUCGAGCUCUUGGUGUUGGAUACUCUCGUGAGAGGCGAAGCAGACGACACUCUGGAGGACGCGCCCUCGUCGGCGCAUGACUACACCCCGCCCGUUACACUCGAAUGGCAUGCCCCGGCAGCACCUCUCCGCGACCAACUCCUGUUGAGUGACUUUCGAUACCCUCCGCAGCGCAAAGCUCUCCAAUCGCUGGACCCACGGGGAGUUUACCUGCAUGAGCAAAGUCGACCCAGCUUCGUAUUUGGGCGCCGGGAAAUCGACAUGCUGAGCGGACCGAACUGUCUGAACGACGAAUGCAUGAACGGCUUGGCGGCGCAUUUCUACCACUCGAUAGUUCCUGACUUAUCGUUUGGAGAUUUCAACUGCGCGCCCGAGUGCGCGUUGUUUUCCUCGCACGACCUCCUCAUGGUGAAGGCUCGAUACACCGACGGCGACUUCUGGCGACGGACGAAGGGCACAAGCUACUGGUGCAAGGCGCUCUGGAUCCUGCCCAUCCAUCGUCCUGACGAGCACCAUUGGGUGCUUGCGGUGGUUUACCCGCGAGAGCGACGCGUAGUGUUAUUCGACAGCUUGGGCAGGCGCCGAGGAUGGGACCAUGACCUUCAGCUCAUUAUGAAGUUCGUCUGUCGACUGGUGAUCGCGUCUAAUGCCCAUGGGUUCCCUCUUCCCAUUGUUGUUGAGGAAGGGUGGAGCGCGAGUCCCGUUACCCUCUCGCCACUUCAAAGCAACUCGUAUGACUGUGGGGUAUGGACACUGGCGUGCAUCGCAUCUUUACUGCGCGGCUUUCAUCUCCCAGCAAUCACAGAAAAUGAAGUACACCUCUUCCGUCAUAUUCUCUUGCAGCAUGUACUAGCUCUCCCUGUUGUGUAA
Molecule: messenger RNA, 4203 nt
Organism: Coprinopsis cinerea okayama7#130
Lineage: Eukaryota; Fungi; Basidiomycota; Agaricomycetes; Agaricales; Psathyrellaceae
Exons: 9
Coding region: 1-4203 (1400 amino acids)
Biological process (GO): proteolysis
Molecular function (GO): cysteine-type peptidase activity
Source: RefSeq, a predicted model, not a curated record